Messenger RNA from Cornus florida, 2250 nucleotides. Its product is annotated as serine carboxypeptidase-like 20. NCBI's taxonomy places the organism in Eukaryota, Viridiplantae, Streptophyta, Magnoliopsida, Cornales, Cornaceae. Bases 357 to 1853 code for a protein of 498 amino acids. Gene Ontology annotation, molecular function: serine-type carboxypeptidase activity; acyltransferase activity, transferring groups other than amino-acyl groups. The transcript is spliced from 14 exons. The record is from RefSeq and is a predicted model, not a curated record. Gene Ontology annotation, biological process: secondary metabolic process; proteolysis.
CUUAAUUUGUCAAUGCAAUCACUGAUCAUUGGAGAUCGAUGAAGAAAGGACAAUCCAUUAGCCAGCCAAAUAUACAUUUUUAAAAAAAUCAUGCUCUAACUUUUCUUAAUUUUCCAUUUCUUUUGCCUUCCUUUCUUUUCUUGUUCCUCUUUCCUCUGUCCUUCCCUGUUUGGUUUAUCCAAGCUGCUCUUUUGUUGCUUUUAUCACAGCUCUUUUCUUGUUAAUUCCUUCCCCUCCAUUGUCUUUACUUGUUUGGCUGUGUGUGUGUGAGAGAGAUCUUAAACUGCAUAGUUAUUUUAUAGUUCAUUUCUUUUUGUAUAUAAGAGGAGUCCUACAGACUUUGUUUGGCAAUAGCAAUGGCAAACUCGAUCUCUUACAGUGUUUUAGUACUUUGGAUGCUUUUGUGUUUUGGUGUGAUUGAAGCAGCUCCUGAAGCUGCUCUGAUUACAAGCCUUCCAGGGUUCAAUGGCAAUUUCCUUUCAAAGCACUACUCAGGGUUUGUCACCAUAGAUGGGAAUCCAGAGCCAAAGAAUCUGUUCUACUACUUCGUCGCGUCUGAAAGAAGCCCAUCAAGUGAUCCUGUUGUUUUGUGGCUCAAUGGAGGACCAGGGUGCUCUAGCUUUGAUGGAUUUGUUUAUGAACAUGGACCAUUCAAUUUUGAAGCUGGAAAGUCUAAAGGAAGCCUGCCCACCUUACAUCUAAAUCCAUAUAGUUGGUCUAAGGUUUCCAACAUCAUCUAUUUGGACUCCCCUGCUGGUGUUGGCUUUUCUUACUCUCCAAACACCACAUACAAAACUGGGGACAUACAAACAGCCAAAGACACACACAAUUUUCUCCUCAAGUGGUUUGAACAAUAUCCGGAGUUCCUUUCCAAUCCGUUUUACAUCUCCGGAGAGUCUUAUGCCGGAGUUUAUGUGCCAACUCUUGCUUCAAAUGUAGCAGAAGGAAUCAAAAGUGGUGUGAAUCCCCUUAUUAAUUUCAAGGGUUACAUGGUAGGAAAUGGGGUCACUGACGAAGUAUUUGAUGGCAAUGCUCUUGUCCCAUUUGCACAUGGAAUGAGCCUAAUCUCAGAUGCUAUGUUUGAGGAAGCUGAAGCGGCUUGCAAAGGUAACUACUAUGAUGACAACAGCACGAGAUGUUCAAAUAUACUUGGAAAAAUCUAUGGUGCUUUGGCUGGUCUAAACAUAUAUGACAUCCUUGAGCCAUGCUACCAUGGUGGCAAGCCAAGUGGAAAAGACAAAAAAGUAAAUGGAAGCAGAAGCAGCUUACCAACAAGCUUUAAGGAAUUAGGAAAUAAUAGUGAGAAGCCUGAUGGAGUGAGAAAAAGGAUGUUUGGUCGUGCAUGGCCUUUCAGAGCACCUGUCAAAUUUGGCCUUAUGAAAUCCUGGCCUCAGUUAAUGGCAGAGGAGCUCAGUGGCGUUCCUUGUGUGGAUGAUACAAUAGCAACAGUGUGGCUGAACAAUGAUGAAGUUAGAAAAGCAAUUCAUGCAAGUCCAGAAAGUGGAGCUUGGAGCAUAUGUAACUCUCUAUUUUACUAUAGUGAUGCUGGAAGCAUGAUUAAUUACCACAAAAACCUCACCAUGCAGGGUUAUCGUGCUCUUAUAUUCAGUGGAGAUCAUGAUAUGUGUGUUCCACACACUGGGAGUGAAGCAUGGACCAGAUCACUUGGUUAUCAGAUUGUGGAUGAAUGGAGGUCUUGGGUGUCCAAUGAUCAAAUUGCUGGGUACACACAAGGAUAUGCUAACAACCUUAUUUAUCUCACCAUCAAGGGAGCAGGACACACUGUACCUGAAUACAAGCCAAGAGAGUCAUUGGACUUCUACAGCCGUUGGUUGGAAGGAAAAGCCAUAUGAUACACAACAUUUAUGACCCCACCUCUAAUAAGAUUGAUUAUUUGACCAUUCCAUUUAAUCCCUGUUCAAGAUGUAAAUUAUUUUUAAUUUACACAAGAAAAUGAAUAAUAUAUACAUGUUUCAAAUACCACCAGAAAAGUCAACAAUGAAAAGAUCAUGCAUUUUGUUUCAUGGGCACUUCUCUUUGAAUUGACUGAUCAUCAUUUGGUACUAUUACAACUUACAAUUCGAAAAAAAGAAUAAAAAAAAUAAAAUAAAAAUAAUGUAUUGAGAAUUAUAUUUAUGCAAGUCCUUAAAUAAAAAUGAUAAAUGCAGAUACAAAUUCUUAAAUGAAAAACUAAAUUUGAGUUAUGGAAAUAGAGUUGGGUUUGCGAAACAAAGUGCUAGAGGACCAACC